AUGGAGUGGUUGACGUGACUCAGGUUGAAUAGAAUCAGCAAUCUGUUAACGUGUCACAGAGAGAGAAUCAAAUGAAAAUGAAAAUGAAAUCAAAGGCAAAAGGAAUCUGCAGUUAACCAGAAGAGUAAGGAAUGAGCUCUGACGGCGGCGUUACCGUUAUCUUCGUCACAACAAACUCCGUUAUCGCUGUUAACCGACAGCAACAACUUCCAUCGUCUCCAUCGCUAUCAGAAUGGAUCAUCUCUUGAUCCGCAAGUUCCGCCACCGCUUACUUGCAUGGCUUCACCGAUCUCGUUCCGGUAGGGUGUUCUUUGUGAGGAGAAUUCCGUACAAGGAUGUUAAAAGGGCAACUGAUGGUUUCCAGAGAGUCAUUUAUAGCAACUCUGAGGUUACUGCAUAUGCUGCCAGGUUUGGUGAGGGUGGUGGUGGUGUGUUUUUGGUCAAGGAAGUGAAAGAUUUUGGUCAACAAAAUGAUGUUUUCUGCAGACAGAUUCAAUUCUUGGGGCGCUUGCAUCAUCGCCAUCUUCUCUCCCUCAAAGGGUUUUCUGUGGGAAAAGAUAAGAGACUGCUCAUAUUCGAUAACAUAGAGAAUGGAAGCUUAAAGGAGCAUCUCAAUGAUCCCUUGAAGACUCCCUUAAAUUGGAGGACCAGGUUGCAGAUUGCUAAUGAAGUUGUGGCAGCACUGGAAUACUUGUUUCUUUUCAGUGAUCCACCGGCAUAUCAUGUCUCCAUCAGCUCGAGCAAUAUUAUGUUAGAUGAGAACUUUGCAGCUAAACUAUCAGAUUUUGGCCUUCUUACUCCCAAUGCAAACUCUGUCAUGAUGCCGAAUUCAGGAGAUAGCAUGAAGCAGAAGAGUUGCAAGAUCAUAUUCCAACUCGGAGUGCUGAUACUGGAAUUGGUCACCGGCCAAUCUUCAGAGAUGGAAGGUUCAGAUUUAAUCCCAUGGAUCCAACAAUCCCGAUUUUACAAUUCCAUAGAUAAGAUGAUAGACCCUGAUCUUGGAAACAAUUAUGACUGUACGGAGCUUAAAAAUCUUCUAGCAGUGGCAAAAUUAUGUAUCAAAUCAAGGGACAAGGCUACAUUUACAAUCUCUCAGUUAUUUCGGUAUCUGCAAAGGAAGAUUGAUAUUUCCCAUGACAAGGUACGAUAGACAAUUUUUGUUUCUUUAAAAACCUUCGGGGUUUAUUGGGAGAAUAUUUGGCACUCCCUUGUGUGCAUUCCUUCACGUCUCUUGCCUCUUGGAGAGGUAGUUUGGGUUACUGGCUUACUGCGCCUGAUGCUCCUUUUGUUGAAAUUGAUCUCAGAAAUGAAAUGAUGCAAAUUCAUUAGUUGUAACUUCCAAGUGAUAAAAAAAUAGAUUGUCAAACUGUAAAUCUCACUAUCCUAAAAGGAACGAGAUGCGGUAGUCUCGUGUUUAUGAACAAGAAGCCGCCUAGAAUUGAUAUACACAGCAUUACAUAUGAGAAACAUUAGCGGUAACAUGGCGGGCGAAACAAUUGUCCUAUCCGAUUCGGAAGAAAACGGCAUCAGUAGCCAAGCUUCUAUCAAGAAAUGUCUGUAUCAUUUCCUAUCAACUAAACUAGAGAGUCGGAAACAUAGUCGAC
Messenger RNA from Arachis ipaensis, 1604 nucleotides. Its product is annotated as Protein kinase superfamily protein. Gene Ontology annotation, biological process: protein phosphorylation. The record is from RefSeq and is a predicted model, not a curated record. NCBI's taxonomy places the organism in Eukaryota, Viridiplantae, Streptophyta, Magnoliopsida, Fabales, Fabaceae. Gene Ontology annotation, molecular function: ATP binding; protein tyrosine kinase activity. Gene Ontology annotation, cellular component: plasma membrane.